GAACUCUUUUGUAAAUAACAGUAGUGGCUAAAAGCGGUUGCAGUAACCUGGUCAUCUAGACAUUUAAAUACUAACCCGAUUACUGCUGUAGUAACUUUAACUGGGAACGCGAGUGAUAUAUGAUCGUUUGGGGGGUGGGGGGGUUAAUAAUCAAUAGCGCUGUUAGAAGCUCUUUAAUAAAGCUCAAGUUUACAACUUCACCCUGCUAGCUAUUAGGCUAACGGUGCUAACUGUGCUAACGGUGCUAGCUCCCCAAUGCAGUAGCAGGAUGACAGUUAAACCAGCUGGCUAGUCUGUGAGCGGUCUGGUUAUCUAGCUAGCUUGAGACACCACAUAAGCGUCAUAUGUGGUGUUUAUUCAACAUUUUAACGCUUUAAUAACAACCAAAAGGGUGCAGUUAAUAACCAAGUAGUGGAUUUCGGUGUAUUGCAAUCAGACCGGUUUAAUCAGUGCCUAGAAACGAGAAGAUUUAUUAUAUAACCAUAAAGCGAUUCGCCAUGUUGGCUGAAAAUAGGAAACGACAGCGUUCUCAAGGCGAUGAUAAGGCACUUCUGAUGCCUCAGGCCAAAAGAUCAAGCACAACAGCUCAGUGUUCUGAUGGAAGCAGAGAAGCCUGGGAGUCUGAGUCCUCCAGCAGUGACAGCAGUGGGGUCAGUAGUCCAGAGCAUGCAGCUGGGACCAGCAGCAGCGCAAGCAGUCAGAACGGAGCCGAAAACCUCAGGACAUGCAGUCCACAUAGUUCCUUGGACCAAUCUGAAGCUACAACCCUGGGCUCGUAUGAACAUAUCAACCGUGUCUUGAGAGAGGCUCACUUCCAGAGCCUAGAGAACAGAGGUCAGUCACGUUAUAGGUGACUUUCAGAGACUUUCACCUCUCUGGCAGUGACCCCCUUCACUCUACGUGAGGAGACGGGAUAGAGACCAUCAACAAGUUUAUUUUGAGUUAUGUUCUAGAACUCUCAUUUGUGGUUAUUGUGAAUUUUUUUUUUAUUGAAAUUAUGGCCUGAAACUGUAAAACUAUUGACUAAUUUAGAGAACAAAAGGAUUCACAUUGUAAGCAAUAAUAGCUUGGUGACAAUGCAACCUUUUGUGACAUGCACACUGUGUAUUUUUCUUCUGAACCCACCAGUUUACACAUAAACAAGAGCUUUGUUGCAGGUCAUACUGUGCCUGGUGCAUAUUCUCAAUUUAUUGCUGGUCCACUUGUGCACUGGGAGAUACGCAGCAAUGAUCUAGAAAUCUUUUGUUUAUUUAUUGAACUCGAUUGCUAAGAUGGCACUUCAUGUAUGUUGAUGCGAGGUGUAAACUUAGGGUUGUAAUAACAAGCCUCUGGGUUUGUAACUUUGAGAUGGAACAGCCACUACAACCUUACAUCAACUCACUGAUGUGUGAUUUCUUUUCUUUACUCCCAUCUCUUUAUUGCUCAUUAUCCAACGCUCAUGCAGAUCCUCCGGCAGGUCGAUCUCAAAUUAAAUGAAAGAUUACUUGUUUAUUUUUGGGAUAUAUUUUUAUGAAAACAUUGAAUGAUAUUUUGCAUUCAUGUCACCUACAUUUUAAAAAUAAAGAUGGCUGUUCCUAAAUA
Messenger RNA from Tachysurus fulvidraco (yellow catfish), 1581 nucleotides. Its product is annotated as protein FAM104A. The transcript is spliced from 4 exons. Lineage: Eukaryota; Metazoa; Chordata; Actinopteri; Siluriformes; Bagridae. The record is from RefSeq and is a predicted model, not a curated record. Bases 498 to 854 code for a protein of 118 amino acids.